Messenger RNA from Saccoglossus kowalevskii, 2982 nucleotides. RefSeq lists its product as uncharacterized. NCBI's taxonomy places the organism in Eukaryota, Metazoa, Hemichordata, Enteropneusta, Harrimaniidae. The record is from RefSeq and is a predicted model, not a curated record.
AUGUAUUUCAACUAUGUUGUAUUAUCAGAUGUGAAAACUGAAAGAGAAGGUUUAGCUACUACCGACAGAGUUCAAGCAUCAACACAAGCAACAAGUGUAGAGAUUAAAGAUUUGACAACUGGAGCUCCAAAUGUGGUGGCGAUUGGUAAGUCUACAAAUGCACUUACUCCAUCAUUUCACAAUGCUGCUACUAAUGGUGAAAGCGAUUCAACAACUAAGAAGUUUAUUAGAGCAACACCAUUGGUAACUGAAGAAUCUACUACAUCAAUACAUGGAAUAACUGAUCAGUCAAUGCUACAAUUUUGCCCUUAUGGAGGUUGGACGGAUUGGAUUGAUAUGAAUGAUCCAGGUUCGAAAUUUACCGGGGGAGACCAGGAACUAUUAUCAAAAGCUAUGGAGUUCCAUUUCAUCUGUAAUGAGCCAACUUAUAUAGAGUGCAGGGAAGUUGGUUCUAAACAUUAUUAUAAUGAAAUAGAAGGACAAGUGAAAGUCACAUGCCACCCUGAUAUAGGUCUACUGUGUUUCAAUAAGGACCAGAAAAACCGUCAAUGCAUAGAUUACGAAGUUCGCUUCUACUGUCCAUGUCCUGAUCAAAACGUGAUACCACCAGCUGAGGACAAAGUCGUUCUCUGCAAAGGAAAUGAGUGGACACAGUGGAUAGAUAUGAGUAACCCAGAUACCAUUGGUUUGCGUGGCGAUUAUGAACUGCUCGGGGAGAUGAUAGAACCUUAUGGGGUUUGUGAGGACCCAACUGAUAUUCAGUGCAGAGUUGUAGGCUCUCAUCACUUCUAUGACGAAGGCCAUGCACAGAGGAAAAUAGUUUGCGAACCACAUAUAGGAUUUCUGUGCUUCAAUUAUUAUCAGCUUUCAAAACAAUGUAUGGAUUAUGAAGUCCGAUUUCUCUGUCCAUGUGCAUUUCCCGUGACAGGUAUGCCUGGUCUAACAACCGAUGUAAGAUUACCCGAUGAAACAAAAUUGUUAACGAAAUCUAAAGACUUGCCUGUACAUGACGUGACAUUAACAAGCGAACCAGUUAUUUUAACUGCCAAACCAAUGGAUGAAAAGACGAUCGGAGCAACUGUGUCUCAUGCAGAGACGACUGUAAAAGACAUUCCGUUAACGAGUGUGCCAGUUUUGUCAACAACAAAGUCAGUGAAACCACCGAUGAACAGUUCAAAUCCGCCUACUGGAAGGAAAACUGAAACAGAAUCCAUUUCAACGACGAGCAUUCCAUUUGUAUCGACAUCAAAAGACGUACCAUCAACUACACCCGAACUGACUUCACCUCACAAAAAGACGACUGAAACAGAAUUUUACACUGCGACUGACUCAUUUGAAUCCACGAUUGGAACUACGAGUCCUACAAUCACACAAACAUCAUCGGUCAUUACAACUCAGCGGGGCGAUACAGAAUCCAUUUCAACCAGCAUUCCAUUUGAAUCGUCAACAAAAGAAGUACCAUCAACUACACCCGAACUGACUCCAUCUCACAAAAGGACGACUGAAACAGAUUCCAUUUCAACGAGCGUUCCAGUUGUAUCGACAACCAAAGAAGUAACAUCAACUACACCUGAACUGACUUCACCUCACAAAAAGACGACUGAAACAGCUAAACAUGUACACACAGCAACAACCAUACCAAAUCUGGCCCGGGAUGAAGAAAUAACCGAAACAGAUUCCAUUUCAACGAGCGUUCCAGUUGUAUCGACAACCAAAGAAGUAACAUCAACUACACCUGAACUGACUUCACCUCACAAAAAGACGACUGAAACAGCUAAACAAGUACACACAACAACAACCAUACCAACUCUUGCCCCGGAUGAAGAAAUAACAGGAUCAGCUGCAGUUGAAGAAACAACAUUAGUUCACACAACCUCUAACUUAUGUCCAGAUGGUAAAUGGACAACCUGGUUCAACACUAACGACCCUAAUGCGAUAGGUGACUAUGAAUUAGUUGGGAUGAUACAAGCUAUUUAUGAUGUAUGCAUGGACCCCGUCAGUAUCGACUGCAGAGUUGUAGGUUCAGCGUCUUCGUAUGAUCAAACUAGUGGUCAGGGUAGAAUAACGUGUGAACCGGAUGUAGGUUUAUUAUGCUUUAAUGAGCACCAACAAUCAAAGCAGUGCCCAGACUACGAAGUCAGAUUCUUCUGUCCAUGUGAACUAAGCACCACAACUGCCACGCCCGAAUUGACGGAAGAAGUUAGGCAGACCACCAAAGCUGAUUCCACUACUAUCUCGCUAUCAACACCAGCAGAAUCUUGGACUAAAACAUCUUUGAAACAAACCACUAAAGCAGAUGUAACCACAAUUUUGCAAUCAACUGAAGGUGAACAGGAGACUAUACCCGCAGAACUCGAGUCAACAACACUAGGGAAACAAAGCACUAAAGCCGAUGUCACCACAAUCAGGCAGUCUACAUCUACUGCAAUUAUUCAUGAAGGAACAACUUUAGAUCAGGCAUCGUCUAACUUAUGUCCAGAUGGUAAAUGGACAAACUGGUUCAACACUAACAACCCUGAUUCAAUGGGUGACUAUGAAUCACAUGGAAUGAUACGAGCUACUUAUGAUGUAUGUAUAAACCCUGUCAGUAUUGAGUGCAGAGCUGUAGGUUCAGAGUCUCCGUAUGAUCAAACUAGUGGUCAGGGAAGAAUAACGUGUGAACCGAAUGUAGGUUUAUUAUGCUUUAAUGAGCACCAACAAUCAAAGCAGUGCCCAGACUAUGAAGUCAGAUUCUUCUGCCCAUGUGUGACUAUCACUGCACCACCCGAGGUGACAACAGUAGGGAAACAAACCACAAAGCCUGAGUUAACCACAAUAUUACAAUCAAAUGAAUUUGACUCAUUACGUCCCACCUCAAGUACUGGUAUGUCAGACGUAGUUGAAACGAAGUCUGUUAGUCCAUCUGUUGGUUCAACCACUGAAGACUUGCAAUCCACAAUUAGAAAAAUAACUAUUCCAGGUGUGCUAUUUGAAUUGUUUUAA